AUGGAAGACUGGAGAAGAAUUGAUAUCGAUGCAUAUGAACCUGAAAAUCAUUUAUCCAAAGAAGAAUUAUUACCUAAUUUACCUGCCACCAGUUUAUCAGAGAUUCAAACUGUUUCUAAACAAGUUAGAACCUUAUUAUCCCAGGGGAAAUUCCUUGAUGCUUUGAAAUUGGGAUUACAAUAUCCUCCAUAUAUCGCUAGUGAAGAUAUUAAAAGUUUACAUACUGAAACUAUAUUUGAAAUCUUAUGUCUGAUUAAAAAUAAUCAUAAUUUAACUGAAUUAAGUUCAUUCAUUAAACAAUUAAGUUCAGAUGAACAAGAUAUCUUGGUUAAAUAUUUAUACAAGACUAUGAAUACUAGUUAUGGACAAAAACAAGGAGGGUUAAUAUUAAGUUGGUAUGAAAAAACAGUAGAAAUCACUGGUUUAGGUCCUAUAGUUAGAUUCUUAAGUGAUAGAAGAACUGUAUAG
Messenger RNA from Scheffersomyces coipomensis, 468 nucleotides. It is a transcript of the gene ARC15, whose product is annotated as Arc15p. The coding region runs from base 1 to 468 and encodes 155 amino acids. Gene Ontology annotation, cellular component: Arp2/3 protein complex; cytoplasm; actin cytoskeleton. Gene Ontology annotation, molecular function: actin filament binding. NCBI's taxonomy places the organism in Eukaryota, Fungi, Ascomycota, Pichiomycetes, Serinales, Debaryomycetaceae. The transcript has a single exon. Gene Ontology annotation, biological process: regulation of actin filament polymerization; Arp2/3 complex-mediated actin nucleation. The record is from RefSeq and is a predicted model, not a curated record.